CAGCGAGCCGGCGUUGGAAGAGGCGUUUGGAAAAACCAACAUGGCGGCGUCCACAGUGUGCCGUUCAGUUCGCUGCGUGUCGAACUCUUUACCCCGGUUUAAAACAUGUUGGUCGCCAGUCACCUCGUGUAAAAAUAGAAACGUCUCCGGUCCGACAUUAACGUGGUGUCGUUUUUUCGUUUCUGGACUGGACACGAGUCGAAGGAGAGAAGAAAACAGUGUGACAUUGAGGGGGUGUGCAGGCUCUAAGAGCUUCCGUAUUUUCAGCUCACGCUCCUUCCACGCCAGCUCGGCACGUCAUGAGCAGCAGGAUUUCUACAGCGUGCUGGGAAUCCCGCGCACCGCCACGCAGAAAGAGAUCAAGAAAGCGUACUAUCAGCUGGCGAAGAAAUACCAUCCCGACACGAACCAAGACGACCCGCAGGCUAAAGAGAAGUUUGCCCUAAAUAAAGCAAAUUUGUUGUUCAGUACUGGAAAAAAACUUAACCGUAAUGUGUCCAAAUGUCAGCAAGAUAACACUGGAAUUUUUCAUCUAUUGGGUGUGUGGAGGAGGAAAAACCUGAGUGUUGAGUGUUCAGUGGUCACCAGGGAAAAGGGGAAAAAAAUGCUGGCCUGUUUCCAAGUGUUUUUCUUUAUAGUGUUGCUUGGAAUAGGUCUAGGGGUAGGAAAAGAAAAUUGUCCUACCUUCAUCUUUAUUGGCAUGUACUCACAUACCAUGGGGCUUGUUUACACGGUUCGGUGCUUGUUUUUUAUUUAUUUUUGGAGGUUUGGCUGAGCAGCUGUGACUGACACAGUCAUCUUUCAUUUCCAAGCACAUGGGAAAGAUUCAGGGCUCCCAGGUCGAUCCUGAGCUCAGGUUACAGGUUUGUGUGGACUGUGGACAUGUUCUUCUCACUGUCAGGUUUCCUCCAUUAAAUGUUAAGUAUACAGGGUGUCUGCAAAAAAAAAUAUACUUCAUUCAGCACA
Molecule: messenger RNA, 966 nt
Organism: Silurus meridionalis
Lineage: Eukaryota; Metazoa; Chordata; Actinopteri; Siluriformes; Siluridae
Exons: 3
Coding region: 41-775 (244 amino acids)
Biological process (GO): mitochondrion organization; negative regulation of apoptotic process
Cellular component (GO): mitochondrion
Molecular function (GO): protein kinase binding
Source: RefSeq, a predicted model, not a curated record